CUUGAACCUGAUUCAUAUGUAAAAGUGCGUAAGUUGUAAUUGUACAUAAAAAAAUUUUCAUAUAAAAGGUGUAAACUGGUCGGUCUACAUCAUUAGUUUGCUGAAUAUCAAGGAGCUUUUUGGAACAAAAGCAGUGAAGAUUUAAAAGUUGGUGAACAUGAAGCUUGAAUUAAACCUCGCAGUAAUCCUGCUCAUCUCCCUCAUCGCAGUCACAAACGCUGAUAGCCCCACUAAAGCUGUAAAUAUCUCAAUGGAAUGCACAAUUGGCGAUGUUAACUACAUUUACUUUGGAAUCGAAACAUCAUGUACAGCCAAGGGAAGAUUAAACAUUGUCAACAUGAAUACAACAGUCACAUCAAUUGAUGGUGGAUGCAGCCGUUCCAAUCCAAAUCCCAGAAUAAGAGUUUUUUAUGUCGUCGGUAAAGUCGUUCAAUACGUGCCAAGUGGAUUGGAUGUCUUGUUCCCAAAUUUGAUGGGAUUCAGAUUUGUAAGCACUCAAAUGAAGCUCGUGACAAAGGAAAGUUUGCAGCCAUACCCAAAUUUAUUGAUGUUCGCUAGUGUCGGCAAUCAAAUUGAGUACCUUGAAAAGGAUUUGUUCAUGUACAAUACAAAGAUUGAGUACAUCAGCUUACGUUCCAAUAGAAUUUCAUACAUUGACCCAACUGUCUUUAGUGUUAUUGGAAAUAGCUUGCAGCAAUUAUAUAUGGAAGGUCAGGCAAUCGCUUGUGGAAUCGGAAAUACAAUUACACCAAAUUCAGUCAAGAAUGCAUUGUCAAAAUUAAGCAGUUCCAUUUGUGCAGACAUCACCAAUGCACCACCAUUGUAUAUUCUUUUAUUGGAACUUAAGGAACAACUCGCAAGCGGUGGAAAUGAAUCAUCAACAUGCCAGGAAGAACUUACAGCAUGUAAUGGAAACCUCACAGAAAUUCAGACCAACUUAACAGCUUUAAAUGAAGAAGUGACUCAACUUACAACUGAAUUGGAGACUUUAAAUACAACUUUGUUAACUGCCAAUGAGGAACUACAAUCAUGCAAUGCUACUGCUGAAACAUGCGCUACUGAUCUUGAGACAUGUCAAGCUGGUUCAGGAGGAACCUGUACAACGGAUUUGGCAACUUGUGAAGGUGAUUUAGCUACAGCCGAAGCUGCUACAGCUACAUGUGAAUCUGACAAAGCUACAUGUGAUGGUGAUCUAGUUACAUGUGAAGCUGAUAAAGGAACUUGUGACGGAGACUUGACUACUUGCAAUGAUGGAAAGGCAUUCUGUGAAAAUUGUAGAAUCAAUCCUGGUGAUAUUGGAUGUGUCUAAAAUUAAAAAAUU
Chironomus riparius is the source of this 1321-nucleotide messenger RNA. The record is from the annotation of a GenBank genome assembly. NCBI's taxonomy places the organism in Eukaryota, Metazoa, Arthropoda, Insecta, Diptera, Chironomidae.